This is a messenger RNA of Hippocampus zosterae (dwarf seahorse), 6596 nucleotides long. It is a transcript of the gene nrip1b, whose product is annotated as nuclear receptor interacting protein 1b. The record is from RefSeq and is a predicted model, not a curated record. The transcript has 3 exons. Gene Ontology annotation, cellular component: nucleus. Bases 521 to 4297 code for a protein of 1258 amino acids. NCBI's taxonomy places the organism in Eukaryota, Metazoa, Chordata, Actinopteri, Syngnathiformes, Syngnathidae. Gene Ontology annotation, biological process: regulation of transcription by RNA polymerase II. Gene Ontology annotation, molecular function: signaling receptor binding; transcription coregulator activity.
UGUAACGUUAAACUGCCUGUGCGUGUUGUAUUUAGGAUAGAUAAUAGAUCAAUGGGGGACAAAAUGAACGAAUAAUCACCCCUGCGUCGUCCAUCAAGCGUCUUUACUUUUUUUUUAUUCUUACGUGUGGGUGCUGGAAGUGCGUGUUCCUUUAAGGGUGGUGUCAAAGCAGCGAGCGGGGAGGAGUGCGAUUGUCGCCGCUCUGUGCUGCACGGAGAGGGGACACCGCGAAUAAACAAUUUACACAGACUCGCCACACGCAGCACACCUCCGUUCGGACUGUUGUGGCACGAAAAAAAGAGUCACUGAGGCAUUUCUGGACUAUGUUUUGAUUUCGAAACCCCGACUCGCCAUUUUUUGGUCUCGUGGCCGGAGUGACAAGACAGAUGUAUGCCGUUUUCAAUGGAUUUGCUGCCCGUGCCGAAUAUUAAUGCGCCUCUUCGACUGACUGUGGGCUGGACACCGCAGGUCCCCCACGUGAGAUGUGCAAAGAUUUACCACUGACAACCAGGGCCAUGGAAUGCGAAGACAUCUUUUCAGCAAUAUUCCUCUCACUGCUCAUGUUCUUCAUCGAAACAUAGAAGAAGACAUUCUGACAACCUACGGUGUUAAAGGCCCACAGUAUUGCCUGGAUUUUCUUGAAACAUGCGCUGCUGAACCAUACAAGGGGAUCCUAGAAUUGAACAUGACUCAUGGGGAGGAGCCUGGCCCUGAGACACACAAGGAUUCAGCUGUUUUAACUUAUCUGGAAGGUUUACUGAUGCAUCCAGUGGUGACCGGGCCUGGGGCCACAGCAAGCAGGAGGUCUGAGGCUGCCCACAGCAACCAAGAUCAGGGAGACAAGGUGGGCGGUCCAUUUCAGCUACCUACUCAUGGCCCCACAGUUCCAAAGGCUGGAAACAGUGGACCGACCAUGGGUGCUUCACAGCACUUGAAGAAGGCCCGCCUCUUGCGCUCCGGGGCCUGGAAUGAUCCAGGGAACCAGUGUUUGAGUUCGCCACCAGUCCAUCUUAAUGGACAAGCGGGAGGCCUGCAAAAUGGGUCACAGGAGGAUUCUCCUCAUGGCGGGGAGAGUACUCUUUUGGCUUCCCUGCUUCAGUCCUUCAGCUCACGACUUCAGAAUGUGGCAAUGUCUCAGCACUCAAGCAAGCCGCCGAGUGAGUGUUCCUCUCCUUCCACUGCGCCACCUGCAGAUAAAGAGCCACUGCCUGUGUAUGGGACAGCCUCAAGCCGCUUGAAGGGCUUAAUGAGAAAGAGCAAACUUCAAAACCACAGUAACACCCCUUACAGUCGUCGGGGACACAGUCAUGACAGACCACCAGAAUCACCCCGGGCAGCACACAGCGCCACACCCCCUUCGGCCACUACGGCUUCUGAAUCAGUAUCAUGUGCAGACCGAUUGAAAGCUGUCGCCAACAUGGUGAAAAUACGUUCCAGUCCAGCACCUUCACCCAAGCCCAGUGUUGCAUGUAGUCAGUUAGCCCUACUGUUGUCCAGUGAAGCUCAUCUCCAGCAAUACUCCAGAGAGCAUGCUCUCAAAGCCCAGCUCUCGGGAAGGUCUGCCAGUGAAAGACUUGCCGCCAUGGCAAACCAGCAACAUGGCCUUGAGAAAAGGCCUCAGAGUGUGGGCAGGACUUUGCCAGAGACUCCAGACACAUUAAGUUGUUUAACAACCCAAAAUGGAGUGACAACGACAAACACGCGAACAGCAACACUCCCUCGGCUGGCCUUGUCCAGUCCACAGAGCCCCCCUUUGCUGUGUGGGCACACCCAUAGUUCCUCACCCACUCCUCCGCAUACUCCGAGCCACUUUCACAGCCAAUCCUCUCGGGAAAAGCGAGGCUUUGACUCACGACCAACUCGCCCCCCUCAAACAUGCAGCAGUUUGCUGUUGCUGCUGCUCAACAACCACAACAACCAGAAGAAACUGACAAAAAACGGACACCUGGAGGAUAGCUGUAGUGUUCUACCACCAAGCGCCUCAUCUUCAGUCACAUCGGAUAGUGAAUGUUCCACCCAUGAGAAAAGCCUGACCAAGGACAGCAGUGAUGCAGAGACUUCCUACUCGAGCUGCUCGCCAAUGGAUCUUUCGAUGAGAAACUGGGCCAAAAAACAAGAUACGGGGCCAAAACCUUCCACCCCGUGUUCCUCUUCUGCCCCAUUCUCCCCCUUUACACACAUUGUAUCCAAUUUCACCACGACUGUUUCCUCCAGUGCAACAAUAUUAACUUGUCAUUCUUCUGCUCCACCCACUAAUGCAGUCUAUUCACCGCUGCCCGCUGUUGUCUCUUCUGCCUCCACAUCUAUUUCUUCAUAUUCCUCCUCCUCUGCCUCAACCUCCUCCUUGGACAAACUCACAGAAUCUAUAUUAAAAAAGUGGAAGCCUGAGCCAUCAGGUUCAAACAUGGCGAAGAGCAGAGAGCAUGAAAGUAGCCCAGACCUAAAGUCCCAAUCUAAUGUAACACUAAUGCAACUUCUGCUCGAGCGCAGAAACAACAAUAUAGUAACUAAGCACACAGAUGAGGAUUUGCCACUUGAUAUAACUAUGGCUACCAUGUCUCAAAGUCAACCUAACCUUGUGUCCUGGGAUGAGCCCAGGACGAAAAGCCCAAUCGAUAAGCCUGGAGCCCCAAAUCAGCCUACGUGCUCCCUUAGUAGAAACCCAUGCGCUACAUUGUCCCCACACCCUCCCUCUCCCCAGGUCCAGUCAAGCCCAUUGGAUUUGUGCAAGUCGAAAGCCUUCCCUGCUGGGAAGGAUUCAGAGCCCGCCUUCAGUGCCAGUAAACUGUUACAAAAUCUGGCUCAAUCUGGAAUAGCUUCAUCCUCCCCACCAAUCCUAUCUGGCAAAGGAUUGAGUCAGGAGCUUGAUAACAGCAGGCCCUUAUCCUUAUUGGAAAGACUCAAUGCUCCAAUCAACAGGAGUACCACCUCCACCCCGCUCUCUGACAUACCUGUGGGAGGUGGCACUGCUUUAAAUACAAAAGAAACAUUUCCUCCACCUUCACAGAUCGAGAAUCUUUUGGAGAGGCGCACAGUGUUGCAGCUUCUUCUAGGGGCAGGCUCAACUGCGGCUUCUGUCAGCCGCAAAGAAAGGCCUGAAGGGAGCGGCAGGAGGAGUGCAGAGUUGGAAGGGGGGAGUUAUGAGAGGAGCCCCAGUGUUUCAAACAUCUUUGAAUGCGCUGACGUGCCCGCUGAAGAUGUUAGAGUCAAAACGGAGGAAGGAGUGGGGCCAUCCGCCGCCAUUUCUGAAGACAUAAUCAACAGAAAUAGGUGGACCAACUUUGAAAAACAUUGCCCCCUGUCAGAUAUGGACUUAAAAACAGAACAUCGACCGGCUGAGGUUAUCGCAAAAUAUGGUCUGCUUAGUCAGCUGCUUAAACAUCAGACAGCGACAUACUAUACGAGUGCUGUUUCACAGACUGAGUCGCAAACCAGACAGGUGAAAGGGGAAAAGAGAGAGUAUCCCAGCCCCAGUCUGAAGAAGAGACGUUUGUGUUCUGAUCAAACUUUGGACAAUACCAAGUCGCCAAGAGCAUUUCAGAGGGGUGACACAAACAUUUUUACCACUCUGGGUGCUCAGGUGACGCCCGACAAGCAGAAGCAUCUGAAAGACGAGGAGUUUUUAGCCAGGACACCACCGAGAGAAACUUGUACCAGAGAGAGUCGUGGAUUUAAUGUGCUCAAACAGCUGCUGCUCUCUGACAACUGCCUGAAAGAGUUGCCUCAGCAGCACCGUGGCUCAUCCAGCCCUUCCAUCCUGCAGGCCAACGGCAAGGCUAACGGUAACAUCCUCAGUCAACCUGCCCCUCACCACAGCUUCCUGCACCUGCCCAGCUGGCACCCUCACGGUCCGCUCAACUCGGGGGUUUCGAGUCACGUCAGAACACUGCCCACCCCUCCUGCAAGCGAUAGCCUUAUUCGCAACACCCGCGGUCAUCAUCCGGCGCCAUGGCAAGGUACACACAAAAGAGACCCGCCGAAUCUUGUCAAACAGGAGCCAGAGAGCCCCGUUCAAUGGAAUAGUCAGGAGAGCGAUGCGGGCUGUGACUCAAACCCGGAAUCUCCUCGGCUGUCACGUUCCAACCCUAUCUUGUAUUACAUGUUGCAAAAGGGCAGCGUUCAACUAAGAAAGGAGGUAAAGAAUCAGGCUGAAGCGCCGCAGUCCGUUGUGAAAAUUAAAGAAGAGCCAAUCAGUGACAUGCAUGCCUAUGAACAAAGCUCCAGCCCACAAUCAGCAACCAACCACAAUGACAAGCACAGCCAGGACAACCAGAGGCUGACUCAGUCAUCUGAAUAGAAGUUGGAUUAUCAAAUAUAACAUGAGUCUUUUUGUGUGUGUGUGUGUGUUUUUUCUUUUCAACUGCUUGCCAAAUUAGUUGUGAGAGAGACACAAAUGUGAAGGGGAAAAAAACGCGCUCGUUCAAAUUCAUUCAUUCAUUUUCCGUACUGCUUGAUCCUCACGAGGGUUGCGGGGGGUGCUGGAGCCUAUCCCAGCUGUCUCCGGGCAGUAGGCGGGGGACACCCUGAAUCGGUUGCCAGCCAAUCGCAGGGCACACAGAAACAACUAUUCGCACUCACACUCACACCUAGGGACAAUUUAGAGUGUUCAAUCAGCCUGCCACGCAUGUUUUUGGAAUGUGGGAGGAAACCGGAGCACCCGGAGAAAACCCACGCAGGCCCGGGGAGAACAUGCAAACUCCACACAGGGAGGCCGGAGCUGGAAUCGAACCCGGUACCUCUGCACUGUGAAGCCGACGUGCUAAUCACUGGGCUACCGGGCCGCCCUCUCGUUCAAAUUGCACACUUCAAAUCGUUCAGUAUGACAAACAAGAUCUAUAUUUGGCUAAAUAUACAACUGAAGCAACCAAAAUUAAUAACUCACCACUGAUGCUCAGGCCCUUUCUAUUUUUAUUUUUUUCUAUUUUCUCCGCCCCCUUCCAUUACCUUGGAGUUCGCUACAAUUUUUAAGUUAUGCUUCGUAUUUUAUAGUAAAACAAAAUACUGAAUUCAUUUGAUUCUUUAACAUAUCGCCUUGCAAUGUCUUAAUUGUUUCCUUCCAUUUAAAUAAAAAAUGAUGGUUCCAAAAAAUGGUAGCACUCAGUUCAGUUGUAUUUAUUUUCUCCUCCCCAGCAGUUUGAGCUAAACCAAUAUUCACACUGUAGCUGAUCCAGCCUUGUUGAACGUUAACUCAAGGCUCAACGUGUAUUAUAAUUGACUGUGGGAUUUUGCCGACAGAAAUUUUUGUGCUUUUUUAAAUUUUUUUUAACUUUUUCGACAGUGCAAAUUCAGGGACGUGUGUUAGCGGAUUGUGUAAUUUUUAGUAAACUGGCACCACGGCGCAUGUGUGGGUUUUCUGCAAUAUCUGAAAAGCGAAGCUUGCCACUGCAUUUGAAACACGCACCAUUUCUAUUUGUGCACAAAGUUUGAAUAUGAAGCACAUUGGCUUUUCCUCCUAAUUUCUUCUCAAGGAGCACCCAGAGUUUGCACUAUUGAAGCCAAAUCCUCCUUGUCCUUUACAAAAUAGUUAAAUGGCAUGUGAUUUAAAAAAAAUGUCAGUAUUGUUACCUGUCGAGAAUUUGACAGUUUGUGAUUUCCCCCCUCCAUUUCUUGACUGUUGUGUGUUUCCGUGGUCAUCUCUUGAUUCAUAAAAAUGUCCAAAAGAAUUGCAUGAUAAUGAAGAGAAGACCACAGGUUGUUUUCAAAUGACCUAUCCCCUUGAUUCCUUUCAUUUGUCAUUUGACACGCCAGCUUUCUCCACGUUGUCGCGUGAUUUUUUUUUUUUUUUUUGUGGAAACAUUCAUACUGUUAUGUCUCUUCCGUUCUUGAUACGAUUUCACAACGGUUCAAUGUAUUUGUGUAAAUAGUACUUUCGGGAUGAAAGAUGACUAUUUUGUAAUGUUUAAGCAAAGAUAUUACCCUAGUUUUUAUUGCUCUGAUAUGUAAAUACGAAUUAUAUGCGUACCGGUGUACAUACAAAGGAAGAGGAUGUUAAGCCCUUUUUUUUCCCUUUUGAUUUUUUUUGGGGGGUGGGGGAUGGGGGGUGGGGGGCUGUAUGGAUUGUUCUUUGCAUGUGUCUAUGUGGUAAAUGAUAAUCUAUUCUGCGCUGUGUUGUGUAAUGUAUGACUCUCCUCACUGCUGCCUGUUGCAUGCAGACGCAUGGGAACUACCUGUGUAUCCCCAUUGGUGAUGGGGGGGAAAUGUUAAGUCUUAAAAAUAGGUUUCUUCUUAUUAUUUUUUUUAAUCACCGAGAGUUUCUUUGAGAAGAUGCGGUCUUUAAAUAACCACAGACUGUUCAACAAAGUCAAAGAAAAAAAAUAUGUGAAGAAUAUAAACGUGCAUUGAAUAUUUUUGUGGUUUUUCUUUUCUUUUUUUUCUGUUACUGGUUAACAAAGCUCUGUGGAAGGACUUUUGUGAAGAAUUGACGUACAAUCAUCGAUUUGCAUUGUGCAUCUCAGAAUUUGUAGCUGCAAAUACAAAAAAAAAGGUUGGUUCAUUUUUUUUCAUGUGAAGACCUGAAACCUUUUUUUUGUUUUCAUUUUUGGGUGUUCAUUUGCACUGAUAUCUCUGAAAAUAAAGUUCUAAAAUGCAUGACCUUA